CUCUGCCCUGAUCGGUUCCCAUGGCAACCGGGACUUGAGUGCAACAGAGGAGGGCGUAACCGAAGGCAAGAAUGACACUUCAACCCGUUGUUUAUUUUGGUUUCAUUCACAUUUUAAAUUAGAAAAUUACUUUUAUUAAUUAGAAUUCAAUUCAAUCAUCAUGCAGCUGAAAAAAGAUCCAUGGCAAGAUGCAGAAACAAGAGCCGAAAGAUGACCUUGAGGUCGAUGCAAUAGCAGAGCAGGAGCUGUCCCGGCUCCAGCGCCACUAUCGCAUCAUGGAAGGGGACAAAGAGUCUUUUUCAGAGGAGGCCAAAUUUUUCUUGAAUAAACAGAGGAAAGUCAUUGAAUCCCUUCUUUCGGAGCGAAAUGAACUCAUCACAAACCUCAACGUCGCCGCUUCGAAGAGGAUCGAAUCGAAAGAGGCCAAGCAAAAUGACUCCCUGGCGUUCCUCAUGGAGGUUCAGUCCAGGUUCCAGGAGGCCAUCCGGACGGAGAAGACGCAGCUGCACGAGCUGGAGCACCAGAUCCGCAAGGUGGAGAAGGAAGUGGCCGCGCUGCGCAAGGACGACGUCACAGACCACAAGCUGAUCGAGCAGGCUGUGGCGAGAGAGAAGAGCGUCAACCUGCUGGAGAACAGGCUCCACAAUGCCACGGUCAAGUUCAACAAGCAGCUCGCGCACAACGCGGCGCUGCGGGAGGAGAUCGACCACCUGCUCAAGGAGCGCGCCCAGUUCAACGUCCUGUACGAGGCGCUCGUCUCCAAGCUCAACCAGGGCAAGAAGAUCAUGAUCGACCUGAUCGAGCAGGCGACGCACGCAUACGACCAGCGCGAGGAGUCGCAGACCAAGCUGAGCGUGCUCAAGGAGCGCGGCCGCCAGGACCUGAUCGCGCAGAGCGCCGAGAUGCGCGAGCUGCAGCGCCGCUUCGACCACGACACCAAGCUGCAGGAGUUCCUCGCCGUCAAGGGGCAGCAUCGCGUGCUCGUCGACCUAGAGGCCAAGGAGGCCCUCAAGAAGAAGCAGCAGCGCGAGGCGACCGAACGCCUCAUCCAGCAGUACCAGGCCAUCCUGGAGCAGAUCAAGGAGUUCUCCGGGGAGUCUGACAUCGACCGCCUGUCUGCGCAAUUCCUGAAGCAAGAGGAGGAAAACUUCGCCCUCUUCAACUAUGUCAACGAGCUUAACAACGAGCUCGAGUCGCUCCAAGAGCAGGUGUCCGAGCUGCGGGCGAGCCGAGACGAGCAGGACGUGACGAACAGGCAGCGCGAGCAGCAGCAGCAGGACAAGCUGCACGGGCUGCGCCGCGAGCUGGAGGGGCUCACGGCCGAGGCGGACGACGCCCAGAGGCGCCUGGACGGCUGGACCGAGCUGCGCAACAGGGUGCUGCGCGGCAUCGAGGCGCUGUUCCACCUCGUCAAGUGCGACAACUCGCCGCUGCUCGAGCUGCUGGGUGGAAACACCAACGUCACACCGUACAACCUCUUGUUGUACUUGGAGAUGAUCGAGCGUCGCUGCGUGGAGAUGGUGAACAGAUGCUACUUCCUUGAAAAGGCAACCGAAGACAAAGGGUCGCUGCCCGCGGGAGGGCCUGUGGUCUUCGGGGAUGUGAAGCCAAUUGUGAAGGCCCUACCGACGGUGGAAGCGAUAGUAGAAGCUCACCCUUGUCCUCUAUGUGUGGAGCAAGAAGAAAUAUCUGCUAUUGGUGAUGCAAUUGUGACACCAUUGACCAGGGAUGAAGUUAGAAAGCAGCUGAUAUACAAAAUACAAAAUCCUGAUCUUGACAUGGAAGACAGGUUGCACACCAUAUCUCACUGCCGUUUACCUCGUUCUAGAAGACUAAUGCAAAAGAGAUUAAAUGAAACCUAAGCCU
This is a messenger RNA of Frankliniella occidentalis (western flower thrips), 1866 nucleotides long. It is a transcript of the gene Ccdc114, whose product is annotated as outer dynein arm-docking complex subunit 1. Bases 189 to 1862 code for a protein of 557 amino acids. Lineage: Eukaryota; Metazoa; Arthropoda; Insecta; Thysanoptera; Thripidae. The record is from RefSeq and is a predicted model, not a curated record. The transcript is spliced from 8 exons.